AUGAUAGCAGCAAGCCAGAGCAGCGGCAGCACUCGCCAACAAAAACACAAGCAGCAGCAACAAAAGCAGCAGCAACAGCAGCAACAACAGCAGCAGCAGAAAAAGCAAGAAGAGCAGCAGCAGCAGCAAGAAGAGCAGCAGCAGAAGCAACAACAGCAGCACGAGAGAAAUGUAAGAAAGCCAUGGGACAGAACGAGCAGCAGCAGCAGCAAGCAGCAGCAGCAGCAAGCAGCAGCAACAGCAAGCAGCAGCAGCAGCAAGCAGCAGCAGCAGCAGCAGCAAGCAGCAGCAGCAGCAGCAGCAGCAGCAGCAGGACGUACCUGA
Molecule: messenger RNA, 324 nt
Organism: Eimeria mitis
Lineage: Eukaryota; Apicomplexa; Conoidasida; Eucoccidiorida; Eimeriidae
Exons: 1
Coding region: 1-324 (107 amino acids)
Source: RefSeq, a predicted model, not a curated record